Messenger RNA from Aspergillus fischeri NRRL 181, 411 nucleotides. RefSeq names its product GFA family protein. The transcript has 3 exons. The record is from RefSeq and is a predicted model, not a curated record. The coding region runs from base 1 to 411 and encodes 136 amino acids. NCBI's taxonomy places the organism in Eukaryota, Fungi, Ascomycota, Eurotiomycetes, Eurotiales, Aspergillaceae.
AUGCCCAUGAAACUUGAAGGAAGCUGCCAGUGCGGCGGGGUGCAAUUUACUCUCGAUUCUCAAACACCUGUUCCUUAUCAGCUUUGUGCAUGUAGCAUCUGCCGCAAGGUUGGUGGCUAUAGCGGCAGCGUCAACCUGGGAGGUAUCGCCGAUAGCCUCAAAAUCACCAAGGGAAAGGAUCUCAUCAAUACUAUGCUCUGGCUGUGGGACCAUCACUGGCCGGAGCUGAUUCAUCCUUUCGCGUCUGCCAUCGACACCGAGUUGCCGGUCCCAGACGAGAUGGUCUGUGUCUUGGGAAACUCCAAGCCAUCCUGGGUACGAUGGCCCGAAGGCAAGAAAUCGGUGCAUGAUGUCUACGGCGACGACAGCAUUGAAGGAUGGCACAAGAAACAUGGUCUAUUCAUGGAGUGA